Messenger RNA from Carica papaya (papaya), 1348 nucleotides. The record is from RefSeq and is a predicted model, not a curated record. Lineage: Eukaryota; Viridiplantae; Streptophyta; Magnoliopsida; Brassicales; Caricaceae.
ACACACACACACACACAUAUAAAUCAAAUUAAGCUGAGCGUUUUGCCAUAUAUAUGGAAACUAACCAGGAUCACAAGCUACUUGGCAAUUGUACUGUAUGAUUCAAGUUAAUUUGACUAGUGAUGCAUCGCUUGAGUUUUAGUUAUCAAAUCUUUUUGAGAAAAAUCAACCGAUGACUAAACCAGAGUACAACCGCUGAUAAUCCACUUGGUUUCAAGAUGGAAAUGGAACCUCCAUUUGAAGAUUUGUACAAGGCCCUUUCCAACAAGAGAUCUAGCAUUAAUUAUGAUCAAUCUCUUCUAAAACCAAAGGAUGAUGUUAUUGUUACUGAAAGUGUAGAACUGCCUCUGAUCGAUCUCGAUCGUCUGAAUUCUGGGCAAUUGGAGUACGAGAAUUGCUUAAACGACAUGGCUGAAGCUGCAACUCGCUGGGGUUUUUUCCAACUCAUAAAUCAUGGGAUUCCAGAGGACGUUUUAAAGAGGAUAAUACACGAGCAAAAGAAACUAUUCCACCAACCAUUCUCCAACAAAUCUCAACCUAAUUUCUUGAAUUUAUCUGCGAAUAGUUACCGCUGGGGUAACCCUAAAGCUACUUCUUUAACGCAGUUUCACUGGUCAGAAGCAUUUCACAUGUCUAUCUCUGAUAUUUCAAGGAUUGAUCAAUAUCAUUUCAGCAGUCUCAGGAAAACAAUUGAAGAGUAUUCAGUAAAAGUUGACAACCUUGCACAAAGAAUAUCAGAGCUUCUAGCAACGAAGUUGAGUAGUAUUAAGUCGAGUUAUUUUCGAGACAAUUGUAAGCCAAGCUCUAGUUAUAUUCGAAUGAACAGAUACCCCCCUUGUCCUUAUUCUCCCAAUAAAAUUACAGGCCUUCUCCCUCAUACUGACAGUGAUUUCCUCACCAUUGUUUACCAAGAUCGUGUUGGAGGCUUACAAUUAAAAAGGGACAAUGGUUCAUGGGUUAGUGUUAAACCCUCUACAAAUGUUCUUAGUGUCAACAUUGGUGACUUAUUUCAGGCAUUGAGCAAUGGUGUUUACAAAAGUAUCGAACAUCGAGUAAUUGCUCCUCAAAAAGUAGAAAGGUUGUCAAUCGCAUACUUUUUAUGUCCUUCCCAUGAUGUCAUUAUACAAAGUUGCAGUAACAAGCCACCCAUUUACAAAAACUUCAGUUUCAAAGAGUAUACCCUACAAAUUCAACGCGAUGUUGAUUCAAUUGGUGAUAAAAUUGGCCUUUCAAGGUUUCUCUUCUAACAUAUAUAUAUAUAUAUAGGUAUAAAAUUCAAUACCCAUAUGUUCAAUUAAAAUUGUAGUCUUUUUUUACAGUUAUGACUAUAAAAGAAAUGAUAUACAGU